Vitrella brassicaformis is the source of this 859-nucleotide messenger RNA. NCBI's taxonomy places the organism in Eukaryota, Vitrellaceae. The record is from the annotation of a GenBank genome assembly.
CCCGAUCGUCCAAGCAUUACAAAGGUCGAUCGUGCCCUCAGAAGAGCCUGAAUUGCUUCCUGGCUGUCCCGAAGAUCUGGUUCUUCUCGACCUUGAGCACGUUGAAACGGACCGUCUUGGCCAGAGGACUGCACACACAGCACACACAGAUCAGAUGAGCGCUGUACGCCGUGUGUUGCCGGGGGGAGGGGAGAGGAUGCGUCGUGGUACCGGCACUGUCCGAAAGUGAUGAGGUCUCCCUCCUUGACGUCGAAUGCGGGGCUGCAGUGGACGGAGAAGUUGGCGUGGCGCUUCUCGAACCGGUUGUACUUGGGGAUGUAGUGCAGGUAGUGCGUGCGGACAACUAUCGUACGCUGCAUCUUGGUCGAUAUGCACAUGCCCCUGAACACACAACACAACACACCACACACACAGUAAGUACACACUUUGCCCUCGUCCCUCCCCGUCAGCUGAGAGUGAGCGUGGCCAUCGUUGCGUACUUGAGUAUUCGCCCCCUGAUGCUGACGUUUGAGGUGAAGGGGCACUUCUUGUCGAUGUAGGUGCCCUCCUUGGCCUCCUUUGGGACCUGGAAGCCCAACCCGAUGUCCUUCCAGUACCGCAGACCCUUGGCGCCCUUCUUGGCGAGCAUACGCUUGUUCCCAAGGAAGAUCGCAUCCUGCUUCUGGAACGCACGCUCAGUCUGGUCGGUGGGCACACACACACACACACCACACGCAGCACGACAGACCACACACACCAGAGUGAUGUGCGCACAAGGAGCGGUGCUGCAUUUCGUUUUUUGUGAGAUCUGUGUUGGUUCGCACCUGAUCAAGCGUUGCGUGGGCUGUGGCCGCCAUGGUGCGUGAGAAAGCACUUCUCG